AUGAACACUGCAAGACUCUUGAGGCUUCAGCCUCUUCGGUCGGUCGGCUUGAGGCAAGCUGCCUUCCGUCAAUCCGCCCAGAAACAGACUGCCAGGCCGUUCCAUAACACCCGCACCAGGUUCAGAACAAAGGAGGAUGACCAAAGCGCACACACCAUCACCCAAAGAAUCCGCAUGCUGAAGAGAAUCCCUCCGGAACUGCUUCCCCUCGGUGUUGUCAUUUCCUUCGCCUUGUUCGCUGCUUGCUUUGCCAUGGGCAGGAAGCUCAUGACCGACAGGACCCUUCGCUUGCAGAGAUCCUCCCAGAAACAUUAA
This is a messenger RNA of Cladophialophora bantiana CBS 173.52, 315 nucleotides long. RefSeq lists its product as uncharacterized. Lineage: Eukaryota; Fungi; Ascomycota; Eurotiomycetes; Chaetothyriales; Herpotrichiellaceae. The coding region runs from base 1 to 315 and encodes 104 amino acids. The transcript has 4 exons. The record is from RefSeq and is a predicted model, not a curated record.